AUGGGCACUCUUAUCAACGUUAACAUCAGCAAACCACUUGCCCACAAGGAGACGUACACAAGGUCUGUGGUUAUGCUGAUGGUGUUCACCCCAUCACGAAGCACUAUGGGUCAGUGUGGCUACAUGUUCAGUAUCCUCCCUCUGCCUGGCCAUGCUGAACUCAGAGCCUCCUACUUCUCCUGCCACACUGACAACCAGGACGAUGAGGUGUUCACUUUUAGCUUUAACUUGAUCACAAUUGAUGCGAAUGGAGUGGAAGCCACCUACUCUGUGAAUGCAACCUGCUCCCUCCCUAUACCCUGGUCCCCCAGAGAAGUCAGCUGUGAGGAGAACUAUAUGGAGGUGUCAAUGAGGAGUGACAUUUCCUGUCUGUCUGGUACAACGGAUGCCUGGACUGCUGGCCUUGCUAAAGCCCACAGCUCUGCCAUGCAUACCUGGCAGGUGAUGUUCCAGCAGGAGGGGCAGCAGCUGAUUCCCAUGUCAUUCUCAGAGGCUCGGGAGCUGGGCUACGUGUUCCACCUCACCCAGGGGAGACUGGUGUUCCGCUCACCCUACACACCACGGUCUGUCUGGUCUGUCUCCAUGAUCAAUGGUUCAGUGGUGGAGGUGGUCCAUCCCAUACUGUUCUCCAGGCAGAGAUGGGUGGUUAUGAUGGUGGACUGGAUUGUUGCGUGCAGCACUAAUGAAGGGAUGUAUGAUGGGGCGGGGCUGGUCUGGCAGACCCCCACUCUGCUGUCCCCGCUGGUCUCUGGCCUCUCUGGGUUGGAGAGCAUCAAGAUCUCAAUGGGGGUGGAUGGUCAGCUCCUGGAUGAGCCCAUCACAGCAGAGCGAGGCUACAGCCUGGACAUCAGUGACACCACUGUCCAGAUCAGCAUCCCCUUCAAUGCUGCCGGAGGAUACAGAAAAUGGUUUCAUUUCUUCCAAAGCUAUGUGAUGGACAACAUGUACCAAGAGUUCUAUGUGGUCCAUCUCUACUAUGAACAAAUAUUUCUUGAUGACUGUGGUGGGGAGACCAGAUUCCGCCUCCACAGGCCCAUGAACACACCCCUUUUGAUCCAGCACCUCUCCAUCAUUAACCAAACAGUCCUUGAGGAUUGUGUGUUUACUGUUUACCUGGGGAACCUCUCCUAUGAUGUUGACCUGGUGGCUGUGACGCUCAAUGGUCACAACUUCACCAUACUAGAGGCGAAUAAAAGCGGCCUCGUCAUAACCAUGGUCCCUCAGCCCAAUAGUACCCUACAUGCCUACAUUCUCAGGGUGCCAUUUGAGGAUGCCGUUGUUCACAAGCUGAUGGUAAUGAGCUUGAGCUGUAGUCACGAUCCCGGAUCCGGGAUGGGGAGUCUUAAGAGACCUGGGCUGGAAGUGAUAAUUCUCAAGUUCGUCAUCCAGAUGGACCAUAAGCCAUUUGACUACCUGUGGGAGGUGGGUGUUGGCCCCUACAUUCUGACCACAAAUCUGGCAGCCAAGCGGGGCUACAUCAUGCAGAAUGACAGCAAGAGUCUGACCCUGGAAGUGCCCCUCUUCUCUGUUGGCUACUCUUACAAGGACAUCAAUUUGAAGCAGUUCUACGGCUCAUUUGAAAUUCACUCACAACUUCCUAAGACCUUGGAGGUCAAGAGCUCCUUGGCCAAAGCUUGUCUCUUCCAGACUACUGAGGUCCUAGUGUGUUCCACUGAAGGGGUGGUGACAGUGGCGCUGAACCCAACGGAACCUUUCUCCUGGACUCCACCUGCAGGCCUCAAGAGACUGAUGACACCAGGGCUCUCUUUAGCUUUGGACUCCACACAUGUGGUACCAGGGUCCAGUACACGUGUAAGAGAGGUAAUCACAGCACUGGACAUUAUCAAGACGCUUGAAUCUGACUUCAACGAGAGCGCUGCAGAAGAGGACCUCAUAUCUCAAGAGGAUAUCCGGUUCCUGACAAAAAUGAAAGCGGGCAUCAGACGCAAGGACAAUGGACAUUAUGAAAUACCGCUGCCGUUUAAGGAAGAAAGACCCAACCUGCCGAACAAUAAAACAUGUGCAGUUCACCGUCUCAAGUGCCUGGAAAGGAGGCUAAGGAGAAACAAGCAGUGCUACAAGGACUACACAGCAUUCAUGGAAGAGACCAUAGCUUGUGGAGAUGCUGAGAAUGUCUCCAAAGAGGAAAUUAACAAGCAUCCAGCAUGGUACAUCCCGCACCAUGGGGUUUAUCACCCACAAAAGCCUGGGAAGAUACGAGUCGUCUUUGACUGCUCAGCUAAGUUUUGA
Molecule: messenger RNA, 2250 nt
Organism: Oncorhynchus gorbuscha (pink salmon)
Lineage: Eukaryota; Metazoa; Chordata; Actinopteri; Salmoniformes; Salmonidae
Exons: 14
Coding region: 1-2250 (749 amino acids)
Source: RefSeq, a predicted model, not a curated record